Molecule: messenger RNA, 337 nt
Organism: Onychostruthus taczanowskii (white-rumped snowfinch)
Lineage: Eukaryota; Metazoa; Chordata; Aves; Passeriformes; Passeridae
Product: AP-1 complex subunit sigma-1A-like
Exons: 3
Biological process (GO): intracellular protein transport; vesicle-mediated transport
Cellular component (GO): membrane coat; intracellular membrane-bounded organelle
Source: RefSeq, a predicted model, not a curated record
ACCACGCCCCUCGUGUGCAGUUUCCUCGAGUGGAGGGACCUCAAGGUGGUCUACAAGAGGUACGCCAGCCUCUACUUCUGCUGCGCCAUCGAGGGCCAGGACAACGAGCUGAUCACGCUGGAGCUCAUCCACCGCUACGUCGAGCUGCUGGACAAGUACUUCGGCAGCGUGUGCGAGCUGGACAUCAUCUUCAACUUCGAGAAGGCCUACUUCAUCCUGGACGAGUUCGUGAUGGGCGGCGAGAUCCAGGACACCUCCAAGAAGAGCGUCCUCAAGGCCAUCGAGCAGGCGGACCUGCUGCAGGAGGUGGGGGCACCCCGAAAUCCCACCGGGAGGG